Colossoma macropomum (tambaqui) is the source of this 9725-nucleotide messenger RNA. It is a transcript of the gene quob, whose product is annotated as quattro. The record is from RefSeq and is a predicted model, not a curated record. NCBI's taxonomy places the organism in Eukaryota, Metazoa, Chordata, Actinopteri, Characiformes, Serrasalmidae. The coding region runs from base 749 to 7024 and encodes 2091 amino acids. The transcript is spliced from 23 exons. Gene Ontology annotation, molecular function: guanyl-nucleotide exchange factor activity.
CUUUUCUCUCUCUCUCUCUCUCUCUCGCUCUCUCUCUGAUGUGUUUAAAUGCCUGAGAGACUGAGAGUGGCAGAAUAGAAGAACAGAGGAAAUGAAAAAGUUCAGAGAGCCUUUAGUGGUCUUUUUGUCCAUGAAUGAAGUGUGUGUGGGUGUGUGUGUGUGUGUGUGUGUGUGCGUGUGUGUGUGUGUGUGUGUGUGUGUGUGUGUGUGUGUGUGUGUGUGUGUGGUUUGUGUGUCUGUGUUAUGCGUGAGUGUGUGUUGUACACGAGUUUGGGGGGAGACGAGGUCCAGAACUGCCACUGAGGAAAAGUAUGAAAAGCCUUAAGGGGGAUUUCCUCUGAAAGAGAAAGCUUCUCUCCUCCCCCUCGCUCUCUCCCUCUCUCUCUCUCCCUCCCUCCCUCCUUCUCCCUCUCUCUCACUCACUCUCUCUCUCCAUGAAAAAAAGCACGGUGCAGUCAGGAAGCAACAGAGCAGCAAGCCAAGCAACAGGCUGCCUGACACUUUACAGCUUUCUGCUUUAGCUACUCUCGUGCAAACUGAGUGAAAACUCACUGUAGGAUGGCGGCACGUUACUACAGCCAAAAUACACCAGCCUCUGCAAGCCGGACAUUAGCUCAGAUACGACAGCCACUUUGGAUGUAAACGACCAUGGAAAUAAAUACCAGCCCAUCUGCAAAACUGAUCUGCAUUUUUUAUGGAUUAAUGAACUAGAACAUGACAGCUGGAUAGUGUGGAAAGCAUCGGCAAAAUGAACCCCUCCUCUCUGGACUGGUCCAUUCAGAGCGCAUUGUCGUCUCUUUUUCCUCCAUUUGAGGCCACUGCCCCAACUGUCCUGAGCCAGCUCUUUCGCACCAUCGAGGAGCGUUACCAUGGAGAUGCACUACAGUGCUUGCUGGACUACCUCAUUCCGGCCAAACAUAUCCUAGAGAGCGUGCAGCAAGCUGCCUGUGCUGAGUACUCUGAUGUGUUGUUCCGCUGUGAAGGUUGGCCACUCUGUUUGCGAGACCGUGUGGUGAUCCAGCUAGCCCCCAUUAAUCCUUUACUCUUACGUCCUGGGGACUUCUACUUACAGGUGGAGCCCUUUGGGGAACAGUCAGCCCGCAUAGUCCUUAAGAGCCUCCUUGUGCAGGAGGACCUCUUGGCACAGGAGAAUCUGGUGUUACAAGCAGGUCUCAGGGUGCAAGAGGGCCCAACAGUGGAGGAGACUCCCAUACCAGAGACAUCCUACCCCUGUAUAUUUACUGAGGCUUGGUUACAGGAGGUGAAUGAGGGCCGUCAUGGUAACCAGCUACAUCAGUGUGUGCUUUCCUCCGAUCAGGGGAUUGUGAAGGUGCCCUGGACGGAAGUGGUCAACCCAGAAUUUCUGGACAAGCCAAAGGCUAAGAUCAGGUCUGAAGAAAUGACAUCAUGCUCAACUGCAGCACUAAUAAUGCAAGAUAAUCAGUCUCCUGAGCAAGAGCCUCAGUCCCAGUUUCCUGUAAACAUGGCACCUCUGGAAAUAGAAACCAUGAUUCUUCCGGCAAAAGAUGGGGUUGCAGUUUCAGUUCGGUUGGUUGAGAGCAGCAGCAGACUUAUUAAGGUGGAUCAAGGAAAAGCUAUGAGCAGUUCUGUGGGAAAGCCUGUUGGCUGGGUGUCCCCUAAUUCCUGGGACAGCAGGCAUAAUCGAGAGCUGGAAGGAGAGUAUGUCGAUCUCUUGGAUUUUGCCAAGGAGAAGGAGACUUUGGCCUUCAACAAAGCUGCAAUACCUACAGUUCCAGUGUCCUUCAGGCCUGCUCCCCCUCCUCCAAAAAGGGAUGGUGUCCCUUGUGUCCAGGCUUCAGGAAUGAUGAAUGAGCUUUGCGUUCCAUGUUCAAAAAACAAGCAGUUGUCCCAAGACUUACAGAAGGGUUCAGAAUCCAAGUGUAGGCAUCGUCAGUCUUACCUAGCAGCUUUAAGAAACCCUGUGAGUUUUGAGAAAGCAAGUGUGAUGGCACCCCUAAAAGAAACCUGGCCAGGUUUAGGGGAAGCAGAAAUAGUUUUUGAGAAACAAGGCUUUGGAAUUGAGUCUCAGAGCUGUUCAACAGGCCAGGGUUCAACCCAGCCUGUCCAAAACUCAAUACAAUCCUACAAGACUUCAGGCCAACAAAAUGAAAACUUAGUUCAGCCUAAUAUGAACACAAAACAUCAUCAGAACUCACAGCCAAGCCCUCUCACAUGUCAACAGCCAAAGCCCUUACUUACUAAAGAUCUUCAUAAGACUGUUUUGGAACGUAAGAUAGUUUCUGACAACAAACAUCCCUGCCUGAGUGAAGCCAGAAGGCAAGAACCCUCCCAAAUGCGGAUGAGCAGCCAGAAACAUGCCAAAACUCAACACUUACCCAAAAUGGGACUAAGGGCUUUGCCUGAUCAUAGCAGCCACAGACAAGAGGCUAAUGCCUACAACUGUCCAGGUGUAGGAAGGAAGCAAAUUAUGGUUCCAUAUGGACCAGCAUCCCAGCCUAAAGACCUGACACAACCCACAGAGCAGAGACCUUCUCUUUUUCAUCUUCCGCAGCACAGUGAGAACAUGCUUCAACAUCAAUACAGUCCUAUGGACCAAAAGCCUUUCUGUGACAACAAAGCAUGUGCUGGAGGCCCAGGCUCACCUGUACAAGUGUUGAAGGUUUCAGGGAAAAGCAGAUCCAAAGGCCGCUCUGUAUCCUCAGUGUCAGAGACAGCCAGAGAGUGUCUGCCGGUGGACAAGAUGACCAACAGGAGUCGCAGUGAUGUCUGUCCAGAGAUCAUUCCCAUGGUUCCUGCAAUCCACUCUAUGCAGAACAAGAAAUACACUCCCUUUUUACUAGCAUCCCCGAAACUAGACAGACGGAAAGGGGCUAAAAAUGAUACAUCCACAUCUAGCACAGCUGAGCCUCAGUUUCCUCCACCUUUGAAUGGGGUGGUGCUCCAAAGCCCCAUCAUGGCGCUCCUCUCAGCAACCCGAGCACAAAUCUCCUCUGGACAAGGAAAUCAGCUUAUUCUUCUUUCCCAAGACCCCUCCAUCAAGGGCCUUUUACAGCUGGGCAUCAUCUGUUUGCCAGGCAGCCGUGACAGAGCAGGACGAGCGGUGCUUGAAGUCUAUGGGGGGAAGAAAGGCUGGGGGUCCCCUCUGCUCUCUCUUUUGGAGCUCUGCAGACUGCUCCUCUACCUGCAGUCCAUACCCAGGAGAGAGGUGCGAGACCUUGGAUUAACAGUUGUGAUUGACAGCAGGAAGGGGUCACAUCCCUCAGUGCUUUACAAAGCUCUGUUUUUGCUGCAGGAGCAGGCCCUCCAUGCUGUGCACACUGUUUUGUUGCUGGUGGAUAAAGACCAGAGUCCUCGACCAGAGAGGCAACCAGGAUUACAGAUGGAUAUUGUUACAUCACUGAAAGCUCUUCAUAAAACCAUUGAUGGACAGCAACUGAGUUCUGAAUUUGAAGGAACUUUCCCUUAUAAUCACACGGACUGGCUUCAGUUCCACCAGAAACUGUCCAUCUUCGAACUGGACCUACAAGGGGCGGCUUUGUUAUUACAGAAAGCUAUAAAGAAACUGGACAGCAGCAAGAAAACUGACACUGCAGAGGAUGUAAAGAGCUGCAUACAAGAACAGAAGAGCUCCAUGAAAGAGGUUCUGGAAGAUGCAAGAAUGGUCAUGCUUCAAAGGGAGGGUGGCGCUAUACUAGCCAGAAUGAAGAAGGAAGAGUUUAAAUUUGCCCAGUCUGAAGACUACAAGGACUCCAUGGAGUCUGUGACUUCUCUGUAUAACCAGGUGGAGGAGGGAGUUCACACUUUGGUGAUGAGGUCCAACCAGUCACUGCAGCACCUCGACCAUGUGCUCCUGCUGAGAGAAACAGAGGACCAACUCAACACUAGCAGAGAGUGGUGCGAGGAGGAGCGACAGAGAUGGCAGAGAGACACUGACCUAACAGAAGAAACUCGAGAGAGACUGGAGCAAAGACUAACAGACCUUCAUUCUGUCCUCACUGAGGCAAAGGUGAGAAAAGAGAAAGGAAUGACCAUGAUGAAAGAAGUGGAGAGGAAGAUCCAAGGAGCAUGCUAUCCUGAGACUGACAGUUUUCACAGUAACGUGACAAAGUUCAAAACCAACAUGGCUGCUUUUCUGCUACAAGCCGAGCAGCAUAAAUCGGACCUGGAGUCGUUCAUUCGUCUGCAUGGUUUCUGUGAGCAGGUUUUAUCUCAAACCAAAGAAUGCAGUCACUAUCUGGAACAGAUGGAGGUGGGUUGCUACCCAGUGAAGGUCAAUAUAAGCAAGCUGCAGACUUUCCAAGAGAGAUUUAAAGCCUUUUCACCCCAGCGCUUUGAAGAGGAGAAGAGUAAUGUUGUGGCUAUGAAACAUUCAGGAGAGCUGCGCAUGUGGAAGGAGGCUUGGGCAGAGUGCCAAGAUGUCAAGCAGAAACUGGAGGAGAAGCUGCUGGAGUGUGAUGAGAUCCAGAAGCCUCAGAGACCUUCACAAACGGACGUCGGGGUGCUGGCAAAUGCUGAGGCUUCUUUGCAAGCCCUUUCACCCUCCAUACCCAACUCCUCCUGUGGUGAUAUGGAGGCCAACCCUGAGUGGAGUGGAGCAGACAGUCGGACACAGAGCCAGGAAAGUUGUGCCAGAAGUGACAGUGAAGCUGUAAGCUGUUUAAAAAUCCAUUAUAAGCCUGAGGGGAAAGCCAGCGAAGGAGGCAAUGCACCUCUGGUGGUCUCAGACGUAUGCUUGAUUGAAACUAAAAACUGUGAGGAAGAGGUCAGAGCUGAACUUUUAUCUCAAACACAGACAGAGCAAACCCAAACAAACCCACAGCUCAUAAGGUCAACAAGUGAGGAAAACUCUCCCAGUGCUCUUCAGAACCAGUUGAAAGAACCCAUCCAUCCUCCCUCUGUCCUAAUAUCAAGCAUAGAUAAUGCUUCCUCAUUACAAAAUGUUUUACCAAUAAAAUUAAGGACAUUCUCCCGCAAACACAAGAGUGAGCCUGACCUCAAGGCUGUUCACCUUGCAGCCAAGGGUGACAGGUCACCAUGGAAACAAGCCUUAGGCCGGUGGCAUAGCGAGGGCUCCUGCAUAAGUGCCUCUGGUUCUAUAUCAACCUGCUCUCCAAUACCUACAUGCAAAAAACACUCUACAGACAAACACAAGGUGUUACUGGAUGACCAGGACUCUGUAGCAUCUCAUCAAGACAGACUGUACUCUGAGUUUCCCAACACACAAGCACAGUGGACAAAAACUGAUAGCAAAGACAAGCCCAGUGUUCCUCAGGAUGAAGAGCAAUCUCUGAUAUCUCGACAGGAAAGCUUCUGCUCCAGCGUAUCCAGCCCCGGACAGGGCUGGAUGAAGGAGGACGAAAGCUGUGGAAUCCACUUGAAUGACCGAUCCUCAGGCUCCUUCCCAGAAGACGCUAUAUGUCCAGACAAACUAGAAAACAGCUCAGCCAACAGCCCUACUAUAGCCCUGGAAAACAGCAGUAAUUUACUUAAGCUGCAGCACAUCAUGGCGGAGUUGUUGCGGACUGAAAGAGAGUAUGUGAAAGCGCUGGGCUAUGUCAUGGAGCACUACUUCCCAGAGUUGGAGCGCCCUGAUGUACCGCAAGACCUGAGGGGCCAGAGAGGAAGCAUCUUUGGAAACCUGGAAAAGCUCAGAGACUUUCAUCAACACCACUUUCUUAAAGAGCUAGAACUUUGUCUAAGAGAGCCUUUUCGUGUGGGACGUUGUUUUCUAAGACAUAAAGAAAGUUUUGGUCUCUACGCUCUCUACAGCAAGAAUAAACCUCACUCAGACAACCUGCUCAUUCACCACGGUAAAGAGUUCUUCAAGCAGAAGCAGCAGCAGCUGGGGGAUAAGAUGGACCUGUCAUCAUACUUGCUGAAGCCAGUGCAGCGCAUCAGUAAAUACAGCUUGCUACUGCAAGACAUGUUGCAGGAGUGCGAUUUGGGAUCACAACGAGGUCGCGAGCGAGCUGAGAUACAGGCUGCACUUGAGGUCAUCCAGUUCCAGCUUCGCCAUGGCAACAAUCUCCUUGCCAUGGAUGACAUCCAGGAUUGUGAUGUGAACCUGAAGGAACAAGGGCAGCUGAUUCGCCAAGAUGAGUUCCUGGUUUCCUAUAGAAAAAAGAAAUGUUACAGGCAUAUUUUCCUCUUCCAAGAUCUUAUCCUCUUCAGCAAGACCAAGAAGACAGAGUUUGGGAAUGACACGUAUAUCUACAAACAGUCAUUCAAGACCUCGGACAUUGGUAUGACCCAUAACUGUGGAGAUUCUGGACUGUGCUUUGAAAUCUGGUUUCGAAGGCGAAAGUCUCAGGACACGUAUACACUUCAGGCAGGAACCCGGGAGAUAAAGGAAGCCUGGACCAAAGACUUGGAGAGGAUCCUGUGGGAGCAGGCUGUUCACAACAAGGAGAUCCGUAUGCAAGAGAGGGUGUUUAUGGGAAUUGGCUACAAGCCUUUUAUGGACAUUAUGCCCAGCGAAGCUGCCAUCUGCGAUCGUGCCAUCAACUGUGCUCUAACAGGACGAGACUGCAAGGCAGCUGCUUUUUCUGGGAUGGCUGACUCUCAGGGCAGCUUCCCAGUCCAGAGGCCAAAUUCUACAGGUUCAGCCAGCUGUACAUCAUCUUCCUCUUCCUCCUCUGGUCGGGGCAGCAUGUCACCUGUGGGUUACCUGAUUGGUCCCAGUAGAAGAGCAGUUUCUGAGUCUGGCCAUGGAAGAUUCUCUAGUCCAGGAGUCUUAGAAGAGUAUGACAUAGAGCAGGAAAAUAGCAGCCAAAGUCUACUAGUGGACAGUUCUGAAUCCUCAGGAGAGAGCGUGAGUGGCUUUAGCAGCUCUGGCUACAGCUGCCAGUCUGUGACUGGAGGGGAACAUGAAGAAAAUUCUUCAGAGAUGCCUGCCACUGGUGUGAGGAAAGCAGGGCCCAACGACAUGGAGAGGAACAAAAACAAAUCCAAAAUAUCUUCUAAACCACAAAGCCAAAUAAGGGACCAACCACUCAAAAAGGUUCAAGGGAACAAUCACGUGGGAAAAUCAACCGAAGUUUAACUGUGAAUAUUAUAUACAGCAUUCAGUGCUAUGGACCACAUGGAGUGCUUGAUGUUUCAGCUUAACAAACCACAGAACACCUUAUCCUGGAGAGUGUGACAGUUUUGGGAUGGUGUAUCACUGUGCAGCAUACUAUAUAUUAUUUCUGAUGGCUUUUGUGGACACUAGCAGUUUCUGCUGACUCUUUUGCAGUGUAUUGUUUUUAUAGCCUUUUGGUUAACCAAAUUCAAAAUGAAUCUUCACCUUACUAGCUAAGGCAAGGUUAUGGUUACAUUGUUGGUUACUCUGUGUGUGGAUGUGUGGGUGUGUGAGUGUGUGUGUGUACGAGUGUUGAUCUGAGCUGUGUGGAUUUUAUAUUGGUGUUUGAGAGCCGUUUGGCUUUCAUCAAAGAGCAAUUUCUUCUCUUUUGCUUUUUGGACAGUUAUUAUCCUGUUCAUUGCUUCUUUUUUCACUAUUUUGUAUUUAUUGAAUUCAAAUAGAAAUGUUAAUAUUGACAUCUAACUAGAUAUAUCCAGUUGUGCAUAAUAUUAUAAGUGUAAUCAUCUAGUGAUAUUUUGUAGUCCCACCCCAUAGCACCCAUUAAAAGGUAACCGUUCCUUACAGAUAAAGGCUUUCCUCCCAAAAAAUCUCAUAACUGUAUCCGUUUUCUUUAACAGACUCCUGUGUGAUUUCAGAUGUUGUUCCCAAACCUACUAACAGGUUCAGAUUGCUUUGUUGUAAGUGGGAUAUUGCUGCACUCUAAGCAAGUGUAAUUGAAAAUAAAAAAGAGAACAGCACUUGAACUCAUAUCAAAAGAGCCAAAAGGCUAUGUGAUAUUAAAGGAGGAUCGUGCUUACAAAUGGAGCAAAAUGCUGCACAUUCACUACACUGGCUUGUUUAAUUUUGAGACUGUGGGAUAUAGUAUAGUAUAUAGGCCCACACUUAGGUUCAGUUUAAGUUAUUUUAACAUACUAAAACAUUCCACACACACAGAAAACAGAAAAAACAUCUGUAGUGUUUAAGGGGUUACCCAGUACUUAAUUCAGUUGUACUGAGUGAGAAAACCCACCACGACCCAGAAGGAUAAGCAGUUUAGAUGAUGUGUGUGUGUGUGUGUGUGUGUGUGUGUGUGAGUGAGAAAACACCUGGUACUGUGGAACUGUAUUGUGGGAUACAUACCUAUGGAUGCUCCAUUGACAACCUAACCUUUUACCUGAUAUGCCCCCUGUUACUGAGGUUUGGAAGGGUCUACUAGUUCUUGCAGGUUUUUGCAGGAAAGGGGAACUAUUGCUUUCUUCAGAAACAUACUAAAAUACUUACCGUAACCCUAUUCUUUGGACAUGCCCCACCCAGCAGCUCACCCCUAAUGCAUCCAAGAGAUGGUGUGUCAGGAACCUGAUAAUCAUAAGUUGCUCUGUAGGACUUUUGGCAAGCACCCAAGAGCAAACACAGUAGUUCUAGUUGAUGGUUGUUCUAGUUCUAGUGUCUUGUUGAUGAUACUAGAAAUGACUGGUUACUGUCAGAGUUCCAGAGAGGCAAAAACAGUCAACGCUUCAACUGUCAUAAAAGCAUUGGUCACAAAAACAGCAAAUUAUUCAAUUAUAAAAAAUAAUGUAAAUCAUCACCACAUCCCCAAACGUGAAUUAGCUGGAUUAGAAAAGAGGAAGAGCUGACUCACUGAGAGGCAUGGAUAGAAAGUAACUGUAAAUAUAAACUGUACUGUUAUUACUUUUUCACUUGAAAAUAGUCCAAAUUCUUAUUUUGUUCGAAAAAUAGGAGCAAACUUCAUUUAAUCAUAAUUGAUUCUAAAAUUCUAAAAUGAUCACAGCUGAAUUGAUGCCUUAAGAUCAUCAUGUCUGAGUUUUGCACCUUUACACCUCUAGUACUGACAUAUUCACGUUAAGUGUUUCACCACUGUGCAUUUAUUUCCCAAUCAUCAAACUGUGCAUUUAUUUCCCAAUCAUAGCCCAUCCUGAAAUUUAUUUCUUAAACCUACGUCCUCAAAAUGACCACAGACUGUGAUUGGGCUAUGAUUGGAAAACAAAUACACAAUUUGACCAAUAGUGAAAAAUAAUAGUCUGAUCUUUUCCAUCUUUUAAGCUUUGUCUUACAUUCAGAGGGAUUUUAGGGUUGGAGAAAUCAGAAGGAUGCAUUAAACAUUAUAUAUCUUUUCACAGUGAUUAAACUAUUAUUUAUACCUGUGGUUCUACAGUGACAGGAGUAGACAUCUUGUCUGAGUAAAUAGGCCUGAUUUUGCUCUGUAAAUUCAUACACAGACAAGAACAAUAGAGCAGUGUAUACGUCACAUACCAGGCCCACAUGAUGCGUCACAGUUCCAGACGACGCUCCUAAUCACAAUGUUACUGUUUCACUGGUUUCCUCCAGAAUGAGGUCAAAUGGAGUUGAUGAAACCUUUAUGGGAAGUUCAUAGGAGUGAAACAAACGUAAUAGUUCUGAAACGUCCACUUCCUUCACUGUCAGAAAUGCUGUGUUAUCACAAUUUUAACACAUUUCGUGUUGAAACACCACAAACAUGUUGAAACAUUUGACGUUUUUGUUUGAACUAAUGAACUAUAAAUGAAUUGAUGUAACUAUUGAGUUUUUCUUUUUUUGGUUUUAUUAUAGUGUAUUCUGACCAUAAGGACAUAAGAAAUUACAACAUAUCUUGGUUGAAAAAAAUUGAACACAGACAUUUUUUAUAUGUUAAUAGAAAAUAAUGCAU